CACAAUGCAUAUUAGUUUUAUUUUUAAAUUUAAAAAAUUUAAAUUAUUCUACUUAAAAAUGAUUAUUUGGUUUAUACAUUAAUGGAGAAUUUUUCAUUUGAUCGUAUUUUUAACAAAAUCUCCAGAAUUCUUGACUCAUAUAUCGUACCUGAAUACAGACUAAGAAUCUUUAUAAUCUAUGGAACUCUCCUAGUUUUAUCCAUUAUAAGGCUAAUUUUGGGAAGACCUUUUUUGGAAGUCGGAUUAAAACUCUGCUCGAGAUAUUCACGCUGCAUAACUUUCGUUAGGUCCAGCAGAAGCUCUACAUUAAGGCUUAUACGUACUUUUUACUUUAUCUUUUCAAACGUGUUUCCUCUGCUCUUCCCCUUCAUUAUCGCAUCUUUCGUUCAGCUUAUAACUCCAAGCUUCCGAGAUACUGAAAUUUACGAUUAAUAUACAUGACAAAUUGUA
This is a messenger RNA of Theileria parva strain Muguga, 450 nucleotides long. RefSeq names its product putative integral membrane protein. The record is from RefSeq and is a predicted model, not a curated record. The transcript is spliced from 4 exons. Bases 82 to 432 code for a protein of 116 amino acids. Lineage: Eukaryota; Apicomplexa; Aconoidasida; Piroplasmida; Theileriidae.